CGCCACGCCACCGAAAUAUCCUUGGUCAAAUCACCAAAUGGACAGGAUCGGACUUCAAUAUGCGGUCCGCUGCUACGGGAUCGAUUCUCGUAAUCUACAAGACUCAUUUUUCCUGGAUGUGGUAGUAAUCUUGUUUUAUAAUGACAUCCGUGGGGUGCUUUCCAAGUUAAACAGGACCACCGUUCAUCAGACAGAACCUCCGACAUGCAGAUAGACAGACCGAUGGAGACGAAUGACAGGGUUUUACGCGAUGGAGG
Molecule: messenger RNA, 257 nt
Organism: Acanthoscelides obtectus
Lineage: Eukaryota; Metazoa; Arthropoda; Insecta; Coleoptera; Chrysomelidae
Source: the annotation of a GenBank genome assembly